Messenger RNA from Sphaeroforma arctica JP610, 1026 nucleotides. RefSeq lists its product as hypothetical. The transcript is spliced from 6 exons. The record is from RefSeq and is a predicted model, not a curated record. The annotation marks the transcript as partial. Gene Ontology annotation, molecular function: protein kinase activity; ATP binding. Gene Ontology annotation, biological process: protein phosphorylation. Lineage: Eukaryota; Ichthyosporea; Ichthyophonida.
AGGCCACACAAGACCAGUGUCCGCCCGAGUUGACCGGUGAACAGGCUCGACUGGCCGUGGCAAAGAGUUUGGGCCAGGACUUGGACCAGGUGUUUGCCACAUUUGACAGUCACCCUAUUGCCGCUGCGAGUAUUGGUCAGGUGCAUCGGGCAACGCUGCUGGAUGGACGGGAAGUGGUGGUGAAGGUGCAAUACCCAUUUAUUGAGGACAAGUUCAGGGCCGACAUAGCCACAGCCAUGCAAUUCUGCAAACUCGCACAGCCUGCGCAGCUGCCGUUUAUGCGCGAGACGGAGAAGCAGUUCUUGACCGAGUUCGACUACAGGGGAGAAGCAGAGAACAUGCUGGAAAUCAGGUCCAACCUAAUGCAACACUGGCACAAGCAGAUUGAAAUCCCACGCCCUUUCAUGCAUCUGUGCACCAAGGAAGUGCUGGUGAUGGAGUAUCUCCCCGGCAUCUCUCUCAUCAGCGGGGUGCGGCGCCAGCUCAGGGCGAUGGCAGCUGAGCAGGGCAAGACAGCACAGCAGCUGGAGGAUGAGUACCGUUGGGAGACCCAGCAACCAGGCCAUGUGCACAAGGAUCUGGAGCAGAGCAAGCGAGAGUUAAGGUGGUACAACCGGUACCUCACCGUCAAAGACGGGACACUCAACACUCUACGCACCACCUACAACUGGACCGUGGGGUUGGUCACAGGCGAUCACAAACACUGGCAGUACAGCGUGCGGCCCAUUAAUUUGGCCCAAAUCCUGGACACCGUCCUCAAGGUGCACGCACACCAGAUAUUCUACGACGGGUGCUUCAAUGGAGAUCCACACCCUGGCAACAUCAUGCUCCUAGAUGACGGGCGUCUUGGGCUAAUUGACUUUGGACAGGUGAAGCAUUGGUCCGAGGCCACACGCUACCACUACUCUCUGCUCAUCCGAGCACUCGCACAGGAUAAUCGACCAGAAGUAGUGGAUAUUGCAAACAAUGUGCUGGGCAUGCAUACAAAACACGACGAUCCGGAGUGCAUAUACCUGUACAUGGCUU